AUGCUUAAUAGAUAGAAGGGAACAACUGAAAUUUAUAACUAAUAAGAACAGAUGGCGCCUCUAAAUAUUAGAAUGAUGAAAUAGAUAAAGGUUUCAACUUGUGAAAAGAAAGCUGUAUUAGAUUAAUUUAACAUUACUUACCUAAAUAUUAUAACUCGUAAAUAACAUUGUAUUUAAUAAUCAAACAAAGGAAUUAUUGUAAUUAAUGAUGAUACAGGAUGUAUUAGUCUUAUCAUAAAUUUAAUAUCAGAAUUUGAUCAUAAUUUAUUUAAAAAAAUCAAUUAAGAUUGUCCCAAUUUAUAUUACUAUAAUUUUAUAUUGAAAACUAGAGUAAUCAAAAAAGAUGUUGUUUUUGAUAUUUAAACUAUACAAUAAGUAAAUUAAUCAGCAAUGAUCACUUAUUAAAUGAUAAAGAUUUUAACAUGGGUAAGGUUAUAGGAAGGAUAGAAAUAAUAGAUAUAAACAAGAGGAGAAAAUGAAGAAGAUUAAUAAAUUCUUAUUGAAGUGAGUAAUUUGAAUGAGGAUGUAAAAACUAUUGUUUUAUAUAGAUCUUAACAUACUUAGGUUAAUAUUCAAAAUAAGGUAAAAGCUUAAAUGAAAUAAUACAAUAUUUCAGAGUUCACAAUAAUAUCGAACUUUAAGAUAUCAAGUAAUUUAUAUAUUUAUAAAUAGAAAAUCAAUUACAGUCUUAUUAAAAGAGGGGAAAAUAAAAAAUGAAGGUGAAAUUUAUUGGCAAAUUUUUCCUUAAUGA
This is a messenger RNA of Paramecium sonneborni, 751 nucleotides long. Lineage: Eukaryota; Ciliophora; Oligohymenophorea; Peniculida; Parameciidae. The record is from the annotation of a GenBank genome assembly.